GGGACGCCGGCCGCGAGCUGCCUAGGGAGGGACGCGGGGAGGGACGGAGCUCAGCGCGCUUGCUGCUGGAGGGUUAUGGGCCUGAGCGGCUUCAGCCUGCGAUCUGACUCGGAGUUGGCGACACGGGGUUCGCAGAGGCGCGGGACUCCGGACCGACAUUGAGCGGGGCGCGCGGCGAGCACCCGAGGUCCCCACGCGUUCCACGUCCGCAACCUCACAGCAAGGCUGGGACCCGCUCUGCAAACCGCUGCUUGUCUUCCCCCAGACCAUGUCCGCGGCUCCCGGGACUCCGCGCGGUGAAAACUGGCCGGACGUCGAACCCAGGACCCUUCCCGGCUGCGCGCCUCCCUGCCUGGACCAGGUCUGAGCGCGCUGCCCGGGCGGCUCGUGCGGAGGAAGGAUUUUCUCUGCGUGCUGUUGUCUCUAAAUUUUCUCCAGAAACCCACGGCCACCGGGCCCCUGAGUCUUAGAAGAAAGGGGCGGCUCCCUCCGCCACACCUUCAACACCCAGGAAAAUGGGGAGCAAGGCCCUGCCGGCGCCCAUCCCGCUCCACCCGUCGCUGCAGCUCACCAAUUACUCCUUCCUGCAGGCUGUGAACACCUUCCCCGCCGCUGUGGACCACCUGCAAGGCCUGUACGGCCUGAGCGCCGUGCAGACUAUGCACAUGAACCACUGGACCCUGGGAUACCCAAGCGUGCAGGAGAUCACUCGCUCCACCAUCACGGAGAUGGCGGCAGCGCAAGGCCUAGUGGACGCGCGCUUCCCUUUACCGGCUCUGCCUUUUACCACCCACCUCUUUCACCCCAAGCAGGGAACCAUUGCCCACGUCCUGCCUGCCCUGCACAAAGACCGACCCCGUUUUGACUUUGCCAACUUGGCCGUGGCCGCCACACAAGAGGAUCCCCCCAAAAUGGGAGACCUGACCAAGCUGAGCCCUGGGCUGGGGACUCCCAUCUCAGGCCUCAGUAAAUUGACUCAGGACAGAAAGCCUUCCCGAGGGAGAUUGCCCUCCAAAACGAAAAAAGAAUUUAUCUGCAAGUUUUGUGGCAGACACUUUACCAAAUCCUACAACUUGCUCAUCCACGAGAGGACCCACACGGAUGAGAGGCCCUACACGUGUGACAUCUGCCACAAGGCAUUCAGGAGGCAAGAUCACCUGCGGGAUCACAGGUAUAUCCAUUCUAAAGAAAAGCCAUUCAAAUGUCAGGAGUGUGGGAAAGGAUUUUGUCAGUCUCGAACUCUGGCAGUUCACAAAACUUUGCAUAUGCAGGAAUCUCCACACAAAUGCCCCACAUGUGGAAGAACCUUUAAUCAGAGAAGUAAUCUGAAAACUCACCUUCUCACCCAUACAGACAUCAAGCCCUACAGCUGUGAGCAGUGCGGCAAAGUGUUCAGGCGAAACUGUGAUCUGCGGCGGCACAGCCUGACUCACACCCCGCGGCAGGACUUCUAGAGAAGCCCAGGAUCUGUCCCGGGCCGCCGCUGCUCCCUUUCCCAGACACCUCACCACGCCUACCACCUGGGGGGGGGGUCCCCCAUCCACCCCACCUUUCACAGACCCCAGCUCUCCCCUUGCUGCAGACGCACCUGCAGCUCCAGGGAGUUAACUCUUCUUCUCAAGGACUGAGAACUGUAGAAAGCCACACAUAUUCAUCCCUUCACCAAGAGCAUAUGCUAGUUUCUUGUAGAUAUUCACAGCUCAUUUUAGAGCUCUGUACAGAAUGUCAUGAAUCUUUGUUUUGUCGUCUUGUUUGUUUUUGUAUCUUGUGGGAUGCAUCUAGAUAUGGAAAAUGGAAGCCAAUUUUAUCUUUAAAGACUGUAUUUUCAAAAUAAAACUUUUUCUUGUUUGUUUCAA
This is a messenger RNA of Erinaceus europaeus (western European hedgehog), 1856 nucleotides long. RefSeq names its product odd-skipped related transciption factor 2 (gene OSR2). The record is from RefSeq and is a predicted model, not a curated record. Gene Ontology annotation, molecular function: RNA polymerase II transcription regulatory region sequence-specific DNA binding; DNA-binding transcription factor activity, RNA polymerase II-specific. Gene Ontology annotation, cellular component: nucleus. Gene Ontology annotation, biological process: regulation of transcription by RNA polymerase II; urogenital system development; embryo development. The coding region runs from base 516 to 1454 and encodes 312 amino acids. The transcript is spliced from 4 exons. Lineage: Eukaryota; Metazoa; Chordata; Mammalia; Eulipotyphla; Erinaceidae.